AUGGCUCGGCCUUUCUCCGUGGUCUGUGUCUGUUUAUGUUUGUUCCUCGUCUACGCGCGCCCGCCAGAAGCGAAAGGAGAAAAGAAAAGUCGCGUCUACGACAAAGAACUCUCGGAGGAAGAACAUUUCAAAGCUGAAGGUGAGGACGAGGAACAUAACAUCGAAUACGAUCACGAAGCUUUCCUUGGAAAGGACAAGAGAAAAUUUGACGAGCUCUCUCCUGAAGAAUCAAAAGAACGACUAGGGUGAGUGGAACGUUAAAAUGCUGCUCGCUGCUAAAUAUAAAUAUUGAGCUCUAAAUGCAAUCUUCUGCAUAGCUGCCAAAAUGGCAAACUUAUCAACCUUCCAUUGACAGCGUCGAAAUGCUUUUUACACAAGAACCUUUAAAUUAGUCUGCAUUCAUCGAUAUGCUUGGCUUGUGUUAUUAUUUAAAAUGAGGUAUAUUUAUACAAGACGUAUCAACCUUUUCGUGAAAGGGUAAUGUCUUAGCUUACCAUUUUUCGAAUUUUAAAAGACUGACAACAGUCCACAGUCAACUGACUUGGAAGAUGCCGAUGCCACGUUGACAAUUGACUCAGUGUGUGCAGUAAAUAAAAGAAAUUAAGUUAAACACUAUCGUUUUCUUUGUGUAUGUGUAAUUGCAAAGCGUGCUAAAUGAUGUUAAUUUCUUUGUUCUCAUUAAAAUAAUAUUCUUAAGUUAAAUUUAUUCUUUAUGUCGGUUUCCCUGGCAAGAAUAUAAUUGGCGUCUCAAUGUUUGGAAUUUUGGCACUGCAGUUUGUUUUCAUGCUGCUAGUUAUACGCGUUGAAUCGAUAUUCACCCAUUCGUCUACCCUGAUUAGUGUAUGGGAAGAUUCACUUCAUUUGAUACAUGGAAAAGUUUAAUUUCUCGCGUAAAAAUAUAUGAAGUUGUUGAUUUCAUGCUUGUUGUCAGUUUCUGAGGAAGAAAGUGCCACGUGUCAUAUGCGUCCUCGCAGGGGAGGACAGGGGUUAGAAUUUUCGUUAUUUUGGCUAUUCGUUUUGGAUUUACGAUGCUAUAACCCCCCCUGGACUACCCUCAUAAAGGGAAUUUGAAUAUAUAUAUAUAUAUAUAUAUAUAUAUUUAAUGCCUGUACUUGCUACAUAUUUUUAUGACUAAUUAUUUGUUUAGUUAAAUCAUGUAGCAGAUAUUUUGCAACAACGUUUUGUUUUGUUCAUUACUUGACAUAGCUUGACCUUGUUGUCAAAAAUAAUCUGUUACAAUGUGCUAAUGUUGACAUACAUGUUCAAAAGAAUUAUCAUUUUUACAUUACAUUUUCAUAAAAAGUUAGACACUCACCCCACACUGUUUACAAAAAAAAAGUGUUUAAAUCUUUAUCCAGUAUUUAUUCCGUAAAAUUCUGAAAAUAAGCCCCAGGGCUUAUAUUUUUCAAAGACCCUUUUUGAGGGGCUUAUUUUUGGAGGGGCUUAUCUAUGGAGGGAAAUUUGCAUUUUAAAAUCGAUUGUGCUGGCUUGUAGUGGGAAGGAUAUUUACCAUUUUUGCUUUGUUUUACUUUGUAUUCGAGGGCAAAUUCCGAGUACAAGCCCCCAGGGGGGCUCAUAUUUGGAGGGGCGAUUUAUCUGAGGUUUUUUUUGCGUUACGAUUUUGGGGGGCUUAUAUUAAUUUUGUAGGGGCUUAUACAUGGAGGGGCUUAUUUUCAGAAUUUUACGGUAUGUUAUUAAAUUAUGCUUUUUUAUACUUUGUGUGGAGUGCCUUAAUGCCCCAAAUUUUUUAUUAGUAUCUAUAUGUGUUUGUAUGUUUCCUUUUUUAACUGAGUGGAGUUUUUCACCCCAAAUUUUUUAUACAGUGCUGUCUGACUUUUGUGCAAAUCUCGCCAAAGCGCAUAUACCGCAUGUGCAAUGGAUAUAAUAAUUGUAUGAAUAUUAUGAAACCUUUGAGAAGUAGGGGAUUGUUUUUAACUGUUUGGUGUAUUUUAAUACAAUAGUCCUUAUAUCAUGAUCUCAUUGUACUGUAGCUGUAAUCAAACAGAAGAAUGAAGCUUAUAACUACUAUUAAGAAUUUGAAUGUGUAGGUAUUAGUUUAACUUUUAAGAUGCAUGAUCACACCAGCUCACUGAUUAAUUUGAUCAUGCUAAAAUAGAGUUACUCAGUUGAGGUGGAUUGUUGUCUUUAAGUAAGGGCUACAAGAUAAAAAUCAGCAAGGAACUACAAGUUUCUGUGAACAGGAGUGAGUGUACUGAUUUUUACAGUCUCAAGUUGUUUGUCGUCUUUCUUGCAGAAAAAUUGUUGACAGGAUUGACAAGGACCACGAUGGCAAAGUAACACAGAAAGAGCUAGAAGACUGGAUUAGAUUCACAUCUAAACGGUAUAUUUAUGAAGACGUGGAUCGGCAGUGGGAUCAGCUGAAAAAGCUUGAACAAUCACAUCUGUCGCUUGAGGAGGUAUAUGUGGAAAAAAAGAAAGCUGAUCCAAAUGAGGCAAUCAGUUGGGAGCUGUACAAAAAUUUGACUUACGGCUACAUAACAGGUGAGUUAAAAAGCACCCUCCAUCAAGAGAAUUUACUGAUGACUUGUAAAAUUAUGACUUCUGUUCUGUUUGGACUCUAAAGCAACUCCUCUUCUUGAUGGCAGUAACAACUUAAAUGAUCCAUCAUCAACAAAUCUUACAGAUUUCUGACUACAAUUUUCUUCAAGAGCAAAAAGCACAUUAUGACACCCCAUAAUAGUAAUGCAACUGGGUAGGGUUGUUACGUUAUAAGUCUACUAUCAUGGGGAAUCCAGACAAUCCACCUCAUUGGGUUCAGGCUCAAACAACCUCUUUUUAGCUCAGUAAAUAGCACUGCGCACAGAUUCUGAAAAUACACUACAUCUGAUAAGACCCCCCGCAUGACUCGACAAACUUUGCUUCUCACUCAAAGGCUUUGUAUGCGCGUUUACCGAGUGUUGAGUCAAAACAUUGCUUUUUUUUGGGUAUUUUUAUUGGGAUAUGGUAAACAACAAGCGUUGCAGCUGGGAAGAAUGUGAGAGGGAGACGAGGAUCCGUGAAAAAGUGGUCUGAGUCACUAAAUAAAUGCGAGAAAUCUGCAAAGAAAGCGAAGUACGCUGUGUUUUGUGGCAGUGAUCAGGCAGCCGGGAAAUGUUUUGAAAGAGGUAGAUACGUGACAGUAAAUUCACGUUCCAGCCACUUAAGUGCAGCCAUUCUGAUACAUGUUUGCUGUCAUGACAGUAAUUAAAACAUAUUUAAUCUACCCAGUAAAUAAAAGUAAAGAUGCAUAACUUUUGCAUUAGCAAAUAAACCUGGAAGUAGCCAGUUGACGAAAUAAUUAAAGAUUGUUUCAUUGAGAGAAAUGACAUAAGAUGAGUAGAAAUCAGCAUUACGGCAGUUUUACAAUUCUGUUGGAAGUAAAGUAAUGAUGUUAGGGUAUCAAUCUUAGCAUUGAAUGAGGCACAAUUUUAAUGUAUCUGUCUUUUUUGUAAUUGUAAUCAUGCAAUUUAUCUGUGUGGCAAUUAAAAUACAAACCUUUUUUUUUUUCCAUGGAAAUCAGUCUUUUGAACAAGUAAUUGAUUAACUCUCUGUGGAUUGCAUGCAGCUGUUGAAGCAAUGAAAUCGAUCACACGUGCCUCCGUUUUUCUUAAUUUGGUUAAUGAUAUUAAGCAACUACAAUUUAUGAUUUUGUGUGUAACUUUUUUGUAUUGAUUGCAAAAAUGGUGACUUAGUAUUACUUUUUAAUUUCCUUCCUUGUUACCUGGUAACUGGUUAAAUCAUUAGGCUAUCAGAAUCAAUGACUUGCAAACUUGUCUGUUCUGAAAACAAACAAGACAAUGCUUUUAUUUAUAGAGGAUGAUGAAUUUGAAUAUAAAGACAUGCUUUCACGGGAUAGGCGACGAUGGGAAAAGGCAGAUGUCAACAAGGACAAUGAAAUAACCAAGGAGGAGUACACUGCAUUUCUUCAUCCUGAAGAGUAUGAUCAUAUGAAGGAUGUGGUGAUAGAUGAGACAUUGCAAGACAUUGACAAAGAUGGUGAUGGAUUUGUAUCACUCGCUGAAUAUUUGGGUAAGCCUUUAUUUUGUUUUACAGUCAACUCCCUCUAAGACGGACACCUUUGGGAUGGGCAGUAAGUGUCUGUCUUAAGAGAGAUGUCUGUCUUAUAGAGAGCCAAAUAAAGGGAGUAAAGAAAGCCAGGGACCAACUCUAGGUGUCCAUUUUAGGGAGCUGUUCGUCUUAUCGAGGUGUCCGUUAAGAGAGAGUUGACUGUAUUUUAUUUAUUUUUUUGAAUGAAUGUUGCUCAUUCAUCUGUAAUUUUAAAGAUGCCUUUUACUUGCACAGACAAGGCAUUAAAAUUUGUCUUUGAAUGUUGUAAUUUGUAAGUGAUUGACCGCAGGCAGUCAAUGUGCGAAUGUGUUAAUGAUAGAUAACCAAUAAAUCUCGUUAACAACCUGAUAAUGAUUGCCUGUUCACAGUCAGGGUUGUCAAAAGUAGCCGGCUGCCGGCGAAAAUCGCCGCCUACUUGGUUAGUAUCAGCCCACUACUCUACUUAGCAUUUCUUUAUGGAUGGUGUUUUUUAAAUAUAAAUCCCUGGACUGGCUGCUUACUUUGACAACUCAGCUGUCUACUUCAAAACUUUCUGACAACCUUCCACAGUACAAGUCUCAUUUGGACUUUUAGAGCAACUGAAUACUGGGAUGUUCAGAUAAUCAUUGUUUAAAAACAAUAAACAAAAUGUUAAGGGAGAUAUGUCAUGAGGAUAUUCCUGUCUUAGGUCAAUUCUGUAUUAAAAUUAUUAAUUAUUAGUGCCUUUACUCAUACACAAAAUGCUUCUUUAGAGCUAUGAAGAACAUAUCAAGCAAAUUUCACCAGGGAGCACUAACCAUGAUAAUAAUAUUUUUAUUAUUGUUUUUGUGAUUUUUGCGGGCAAAGCAUUAAAAUUUGAAAAGGCCGGCUCAUUACAAGUAUGUUUCCAAGUUCCAAUCCAUGUCCAUCCUUGCAAUCUGUAGCGACAGACAACAGGAAACAGUUUCAAUGCCUAAAUUUUAUCUUUAAUAACAAAGCUGGACCAUUAUUUUUGGAAUGCAACUGAUGCCAAAAAAAAUUUAAGCGUUCUUUAAAAGAUAGUAAAUAGCAUGACAUAGUCCCUUUAAGUACUUGUGGAUUAUCUGAACUCAAGGUGCUUUAUGAUUCUGUGGCUAGAUUCUUAAAGUCAUCGUGUAAGCCUUGUCCACAUAUUUUUCUUUCUAACCAUACAAAAGGAAAUGUACUCAUGAUCAUGAUGUACAAAUUUUGACAUAACUAUAACAAAAUUCUCAAUUCUGAUUGGCUAUCAACUGUCCUGACUUCUGCACUAAUAGGACAGUGUAUACGUAAUAGGACAGUAUGAGUUAUGCCUAAGUAAUUAUUGGACAGUAUGUGCUAUGACAUGUGCUUUUAGCUUUUUUUUUUUCACUGCUAGUAAAAAAACCUGGAUUUUUUUGUGUUUUAAGUUUAAAAAAGCCUAAAAUAUCACAAAUUUUGUUGUAGUUAUGAUUAAUUGGUAACAGGACUUUGUGUCGUCCAAUUUGUAAUAGUAACAGGACUGAGUGGAGUCCAAUUCGGUCUGUAAUCAAAUGAGUGAUUAACGAAAUCAGACGACUGCCUAGUGGGAGUAUGAUUUGUUUAAUCACGACUAUGAUUACAGACUGAAUUGGAUGACACGGAGUUCUGAUCUGUUACCUAUUAAUCAUAACUUUAACAAAAGUUGUGAAAAAAGGCUCCUUUGUAAAUCAAAACACAAGAAAUUCCAACUUUUUUUUUUGCUAGCAGUGAAAAAAAAGCCAUUUAAGUGCGCGCUUGAUGACGCAUACUGUCCAAUUACUUAGGCAUGACACAUACUGUCCUAUUAAACUGUCCUAUUAAGGCUGAAAUCAGGAUAGUUGAUAGCCAAUCAGUUUUGAGAAUUUUGUUUUAGUUAGGAUUAGGUCUGAAAUCAUACUCAUAAUUAAACAAAUCGGACUCUCGCAAAGCAUUCAUCUAUUUUUGUCAAUCACCCUUAUGAUUGUAGACCAAACUGGACUCCACUCAGUCCUAUUACCAUUAUAAACACAGUUGGGUUUUUUAUUGUGGUCUUUAGCUCCUUGUCCUGAAAUGUAAUAUCAAACAUACAGUAACUGCAACUGCUGGUUAAGAUGUGGCAAAAAUGGACUGCAAAGUGGAUUCCAUCCUUUGACAUUAAUUAUUUUUAGUUGCCUAAACAAUAAGAAAUACUUGACAUGCAAAUAAAGUGUAUAGCCUGACCCUACCAAGAAAGGGUAUAAAUGAUAUUAGGGUCAUUUAUACGAGGAAAAAAAGACGCGUCUUUCAUUAGAUGUGUCCUAAAUAAGACACAAACUAUCUCGUAUAAACGGCACUUCAAGACUCAACUUAGCCGAGACAUGUCUUAUCAAAGAACAGGUGUUAGCAGCUGUUCUUAGAUAAGAUGUGUCUUAGCUAAAUUUUAAGGGAAAUGUGCUGUUUAUACGGGAUAGUUUGCGUCUUGUUUAGGAUGCAUCUUAUAUAAGACGGGUGUUUUUUUCCCUCAUAUAAAUGGCCCUAUUAUUGGGUUGCAGCAAUGUUGUGAAGCUGUUAAAAUGUUGUCUGCUGCCGAUUUUACUCGCUGGCUCUUUUAAAAAAGAUAUUGUAUGUUUAAAUUAGGUGAUCUGUAUCCAGAAAGUGAAAAGGAAAAGGACCAAGAGGAACCAGAUUGGGUGAAGAAUGAAAGAGAACAUUUUAAUGACUUCCGUGACAAAAAUAAAGAUGGCAAAAUGGACAGGGUGUGUAUCAAAAAUAUGUUUCAGGUUGUAUUUUAACCACUUAGGUUGUUUAUUCAACUGCAAGGAUCAUUUCCACUUUCUUUCUCCUUAUUAGCCUGCGAGAACAUCCGUUUCUCGUCGCUGUUCGCCGCUGGGGACGUUUCGCGAGGAGGAACGUCUGCGACUCAGCGACAGAAAUUCCAUACUGAGGACGUAAAAUCUGUCCAGAAUCCGGUCAGAAGUGCUGAUUGGUUAACGGAGUAGUUACAUUGUUUUAGCUAUUGUUUACGAAUGACAGACAAAAGGCCACAGAGGUCAAAUGUAAACGCGAAGAAUCUCUAGCUAAACAGUCAAUAUUUGUAGAAUAUACUCUUCUCUAGAAGAAGUAUUUGAGUUUUGCUGGAGCUCGUCGGCAGACGAACACAAAAAUUUACCAAAAUCGACCAGAAGACGCGUAAAAUUGUACAAAUUUGUAUUUGGAACCCCAUGACUACCUGAUUUAUUAUGUAAACAUUGAUUUGCGUGAUCAGUAUGGAAUUUUUGCCACUGAGUCGCAGACGUUCCUCUGCGCGAAACGUCCCAAGCGACGAAGAGCGGGGAGAAACGGAUGUUUUCGCGGGCUAUCUCCUUAUCCGCAGUUGAAAAACACGAGUCAUUUCAUAUAAAUUAUUUUCAUUCAAGGGUAUUUUUCUUAUCUCUUUGCACUUCUUGGUUGUGUUAAUUUGUUUUCAUUUAUCUAUUGUUGUUGAUUUUGUUUAUGAAGAUUCAAUGUAUUUUUUUCUACCGGUACUCCAAACUUGACAUUCUGAAAUGGAGAGUACCAUAAAAUUCUGAAAAUAAGCCCCUCCAUGUAUAAGCCCCUCCAAAAUUAAUAUAAGCCCCCCCAACCUCGUAACCCAAAAAACCAUCCGUUAAAUCGCCCCUCCAAAUAUGAGCCCUCCAGGGGCUUGUACUUGGAAAUUGCCCUCAAAUACAAAGUAAAACAAAGCAAAACCGAUAAAUUUCCUUCCAACUAUAAGGCUAGCCCAAUCGAUUUUGAAACACAAAUUUCCCUCCAUAGAUAAGCCCCUCUGAAUAUAAGCCCCUCCAAAAAUAAGCCCCUCAAAAAAAGCCUUUGAAAAAUGUAAGCCCUGGGGCUUAUUUUCAGAAUUUUACAGUAAUUGUUUUCAUAAUUGCUGUAACAGGAUGAAGUAAAAGAUUGGAUAAUCCCUCCUGAUUAUGACCAUGUUGAAGCUGAGGCAAGGCACCUUGUGCGUGAGGCUGAUGCAAAUGAGGUAAUACAGCGGUAUAAUUUGUAACACUCCAGCUUUAGAGCAUUCACCCUGCCAGAGCUUAUUCCAGCUUCUCUAGCCCAGUUACAGUUCAACUAUUGUUACCAGGGCCACUUAGACAAAGGUGACCAAUCAGACUGCACAUAAGUAACAUUUCCAUUCCAAAAACGUUAAAAAGAUGGAAUCCAUUACGAAAUUGAGUAAUUUUAAUUUUCAGUGGACAAAAACUUUGUACCAGAAUAAUUUAAAAAAUAUUGUGUAGUUCCAGAAAUAUCCAUACUCCCCCCACAGAAGGGAUUGGAAAUUCCUGGGGAAAAUACCUCUUGAAAAUACCUCUUGAAAACCCGUGGAAAUGCCAUUUCUGAGACUCUAAUUUUCACAAUGUCCCUAGUUUCCUCAGCCCUCAAGAACUUGUGCCUUUGGUGUGAGUUCCAAAACUGCCUACUACACAUUAUCAGCCUGCUGCGUAAAAAAUUUUUGACAACCCUGUUAAAGUCACAUGUCAUUGCAAAGCACGGCAAAGUUGAUGAAGAAACUGCUGGUAGAUUACAACAUACAGCUUGUGACAAACAAAUGUGUCUCCUUGCAGUUUAAAGGUCGGACAGAAAACAUUGUCUUAUGAUAAAUUUUGCUUUCUUGGAAACGUUUACUAUCAUUAAAUUUUUGUUCUUCAGGUAACUCAUUGUUUUCUUACGUACUGCUGAUUGGCUAAACAAACUUUUUCGGAAUGUUUUGUUAUUUUCUUGCUAUCAAAUUGCUCAACCUUGUCUAGGUGGCCCCAGUUAUGGUAGUUACACUCUAAGCACUUCCAAAACCCUUUAACUCCUCACAGAAAAUUUUUUAAACUGUUAUAAUUUAUUUUUAUUUUGUAAAUUCCUAAGAAAUAAAUGCGAUGUAGUACUCAGUGAAAGUUCUGCCUAACAGGAUUCAUUUGAAUGGUAACACUAAAGGGUUUCAUCCAAAGAUUUAAAGAUUACAGGGUGCAAAGAGGUUCAUUUUUAAAGCUUGCCAUUUGGGCAAGCUGAAGCUAGCAUAUACUAGCCCAAAUGUCAUUUCAAGUAGCCCCAAAAACAUUUUGAUGAGCAGAUUGAUUUCACAGUUCUUCUGCUAUUGGAAUAACUCAAAAACUUAAAUUGCCCAUUGGGUAAGUUAAGAACAGAAUUCACUAGCCCGAUAGCUAAAUCCACUUUCCCCAAGCCAUCUGACACAGUGACUAUUUUGUUUGCAUGCUGUUAUAAUCAAAUGACAAAAAAUCUUGCCAUAACAUAGUGUAAGAGUGAAAGGGUUAAGGCAGUUUUUUCAUUACAUCCAUUUCUCUGAAUAGCAUACUGAUCUACUGUAGUAUUUCCUCAAGUGUUAUGUGGUCAAUACUCAUUUCUACACUCUUGUUAUUAAUAAGGUCUUUUUUAAGGUCUUUAUUAUGUUUUAAGGAAAAAUAAAUGCUAAAAACUAAGAACACGUAAAUGUAAAAGCAAUAUUAAAAAGCUGAAAUAGUUGAAAAGCUUCAAAUUAAAAUUAACAUUAAAAUCCAUUUUACAUUAAAUUGCUACUUUAUAUUUGAAAAAAAACGUGUUAAUAAACUGUUUUUCAAAUGUUGGGUAUUGACACUAGGGAGUUGGAUGCUACAAGCACAGAACUUUCUUUUGUUUUGGGGAGUGAAGGAUACAAAGGGUGGCUGGGCAUGUUCGAGAUCGUCUUGAAUAGCAUGCGAUGUACAUCAUCUAAGACGUCAUAUAUGUUAAUUUGAUCAGAUACGUAUCUGCGUUUAAAAGAGUGCUGUAGAAAAUUCUGGACCGUUAUUAAUUCAGGUGUUGAGGACGCGCGUGUAUUAAAUUUUAUAGAAGACUUAAAGUUAGUUUCGGUAAAACUAUUGAUCUAAAAACAUUAUCUACAUCUGAUUGUUGGUCUCCUCCUUUAUGUAAACACCUUAUCGUUUGUUCACACGGUUUGAGUUUAUUGCACUGUAUUAAUGUAACUGUUUUUUUUUUCCUUUCUGUUGUGUCUAUCAGGAUGGAGAGCUGACAAAGGAGGAAAUUCUAGAAAAACAUGAUGUUUUUGUUGGAAGUCAAGCAACAGACUUUGGAGAAGCACUGACAAGACAUGAUGAGUUUUAGAAUCUCUGUGAUUUUACUUUAUUAUCUUAGGAUAUAUGAAUAUUAUAGUUUUUGAACCGUUAAUUUUAUAAAAUAUUGAAAAAAUAUAUAUAUAUAAUUUAUAUUGGAAUGGCUGCCUCUGCUUUCACCAGAUAGGCAUUUUAGAAGAAAAUGUGAUUAAAAUUUGUAUUGAUCAACAGAAUGAAUUUGAAUAAUGAAACCAUGAAAAUAACUUUAACUUAGCCAAUGGCAACAGCUGCCUUUUUUUGUUUGUCUGCUUUAUAAUAUGGCUGAGGAUUUAUAACCUUAGUGUACAAUUUGUUAUAAAAAUUCUUCUUGUCCAGAACAUGUGAAAACACAUGAGAGUACUGUACAUUAUUUUCCUGUAAAAAUCAGUGUUGGUGUGGAUAGAACAUAGAUAAUUAUUGCUUUCAAUAUAUUUAGUAUGUUCGCAUCAAUACCGUGACAUUCGCUUGCUUUAAUUUGGCUGACACUGUUACUCAAAUGAAAACAAAGUACAAUUUUUAAGCUAUUUAAUUUCUUUUUUCAAGAAAGUAGUUUCAAGAAGUUGUAUUAGUCUCCAUAAACGUUCCACAAACACUGGUAUAAAAAAAAUAAAACAUUGUACAAUAUAAAUCUCCUUUGAAAUUUUGUUACACUUUCUUCAACUUGUAAUACAUGGCUUUAGGAGUUCUUUGAGGUGGCUCCAGGGCUGUUGUCGAGCAGAACCCAGUUAGGAUAAACUGAUAUAGUGGGGCGCCUAUAGGACCAAAAAAAAAGAUUUUUUAAUGUUGUUGGCAAGAGUUUCUAGUAAAGAAUGGGCAUGUUUUAGUUGUUGUUAGAGGAAGGUGUUUUCCUGAAUAGCUUUUGUUAUCCUCUCCCCAUGCAAGAACUUUUGAAAUUUGGAAAAAAAUCUUUUAAUCUAAACUUAUGCAAUGAAUACCCAGGAUUACUGGUAGAUGCAAAGAAAAGUCACCAAGGACCUGUGAGCUCUUUGGAGGUGUAAAUUGCAAAUAAUAUCCCUUUUCAAUUCUUCAGUCCCUUUUUUAUCCAAAUUCUGCAAGAAUCUCUCAAUGAUUUUUCGUGGUGUAAAUCUGGUACUUCUAGAUUUCAAUUCGUCUGUUUUAUUUCUAUAAAAAAAUGCACUGGGCAAAUAAGAAGGCAUAUUUCGAUAAUGGGUAUUGAUUGUGAAAAAGUCAACCAUGGGUCGUUGAGUACAUAAUUAUGACUCUGCCUUGUUGAACAACUGACCCGCUCACCAUUAAUUUGAAAUGUGUUUGAAUUUUUGUUUAAACUGAUUUUUUUCUAAUUUAGUUUUUUUAACUGUUUACAUACCUAUGUUCCUCCUUUGUCAAAUUUUUAUAACUUGCUAAAAAUGCUACCAGUGGCUUGUUGUAACUGGUUGGAUUCUGAAGGUGAAAUCAUAUGAUGUGAUUAUGAAGCGACCUCCACAGAACUACAUGUAUUCUAUUAUUUGCAAUAUUUUAUUUUCAAGAAAUUAUACAUGGUAGUUCUCUUAAAUUUUACACUCUUUGGGCCUUUAGGUACAGUGUGCACUUCGAACCCCGCGGUGGAACUGGGUGGGGUUACUCCCUAUGAUGGCCUAUAUUGAGAGGCUCUACCCGAAAGAGCUCAGGUAUAUAAAAGGGUAGCACUUUCACAAGUUGGGUUAUGUGAAAGUUAAAAGGGUAGAGAAAUCUGUCAUUUAAGUAUUUAAAGGGCGUUUAAUUAUGAUAUUUCAAACAGACUCGCCUUAUGGCUAUAUCAUUAUAAAACACCGACAUAUAAUGAAAAGAAGACUUACUUUUAGUGUGAGAAAGGGACACCAUUUUCAGUGGAAGGUGUGCGAAAGGAGUACCUUUUUUGUCAAAAGUGGUAUAUAAAAGGGUGAGGGGUUGUACCUCGGAACGGAGCCUCCACGUACCCCCACCCCCGUGCUUCUAAAAACAAGUACAAGUAAACGAAAUGAUUCCCGAAUGUUAAAUUUGUCGAUUUUAUUAUAACAAUUCGUCUCGUUAGUGUCAUAGGAAAUGUAAGAACAACGCAUACAUGCCGAUGAGAGCGCUAGAACAUCUUAUUUUUUCUACCUUUUGUCGGCCAGGAAAUCAACUCCACGCCUAAACUUCGUGCGUGGGGGUGAUUUUCGAGAUUUCCGGUAUGUCGCGUUCACGACAGUUUAACUAUACCCUUCUGGUGCCUUUUGUUCAAAGCGGGAACGGUUUUGAAAUUCCUUUUAUCGGGUUCCCCUGCUUAAAUCCAUUCUUCAAAUUUACGUCAGAUCUCACACAGGGAAAGAGUGGGGAACUGCCUCCUGUACACAGCCUGCAACGAGCUGUUCCAAAAAAAACCCGCCAACAACAAAGAAAACAAUGUAACAUUGUGUUACCGAACAAGACAUCGAAGACUUGACAUCCGAUAAACAAUAAUGAAUGGAUCUUUAUUUUUCGGGCCCACAAUAAGACUUUAUUUUAUCCCUACAGUUUUUUUCUUGCCAGCGUGGCAGAAAUUCGAGCCAACCCUUCCCAGGGCCCGACCACAUGUCAAACAUUGUCCAAUCAAAUAUUCGCAAGCGGCAGCGAGUUUUUGUUUUUCUGUCACUUUGCUCCGAUCUGUUCUCAGAGUUCUGCACGCGUUUUGUUCUUCAAAGGUAUCUCUCUGUGUUACCUGAGUAUCUCGCCUUCUUUUAGCAAAAUGAAUCCUUUUUCCUCCGCAUUAGUACUUUGUUUGUGUUUUCUCGCUGUUAGUACAGCCCCAGAAAAAAACAGCGCGAAGUCUCGAAUGCACGAUGGAAAACUGUCUGACAAAGAACAUUUCGACAAAGAUGGCAAGCACAACGAAGAAUACGAUCACGAAGCUUUUCUCGGAAAGGAAAAGAAAUCCUUCGACCAGCUGACUCCUGAGGAAUCUAAGGAAAGACUUGGGUAAGACGAAGCGGUCCUUGUUUACUGAUGUUUGUAUUUUCAAUAGUUUUGUUUUGAAGAAAAUUCAAGCGACAAGCCACUAAUGAAGCCGAGCCUACAAGCUGUGGCUUCUCCGAGUUCUUUAAUAUUGAUGUCAAACUAUGGAUGGAGUUUUUAGCUAUCAUAUAUUAUUACCCAGCAUCCAAUACAGUAAGUGUUAUCAUUUAUGCGUUAAAUGAAUGAAGAGAGCCCAACAUUUUCGGAGUUAAGGGUGGAAAUGAUGGUGAGGUACGAAAAGAGCUAGCGAUACCUUUCUUUUGAAUUCCUCGUUGUCUGAUGAAUGAACAGUCCUGGAGCACUUCCAUUUGCGUUCAUUUUAAAUUACUAAACAUGAUGACCUUGUUGAUUUCGCUACGUACAGUUAAUGAACAUGAUAUAUUUGCUGCAAAUCGACUCUGCCACGUGGCAGCGCAUUCCAUUGCUCGCGUUUCCCAAGCAUGAUAUAUAACGGGGCAUUCGAUUUUGUGACGAUAAAGUUAUGGCUUUCUAAUGACAGAUGCAGUUGAACCGCCAUUAAACGGCCACCCUCGGGAUCCCAGCAAGUGGUUGCUCAGUGGAGGUUGGCCGCUCCAUAAUUAGCAUAACCUUUAGAGGAACAUCACUUUUUUUUCAACAGACAUGUGAUGAGAGCGGCAUAAUUUACCGUCCACAAUCAGCUGUGUCACCUUCUAUCCCGGGGGGAGGGGGGUGACUUCCAUUUGAUGGCCACUCACAGAGGUGAUAACCAUACAACUGACCAUAAAUAUAUAUAGGAGAACUUGGGCGUGGAUCCACACCUUUUUCCACCAUUUUACGGAAAUCGGCCAGAUUUUUCAUAUUAAACAUAUUUUUAAGAUAACCAAACUCUCCAUGAUGAAAUCGAGAGAUGAAAUAAUCGGCCGAUUUGCAAGGCGUUAUCCAAGGAGAAUGGAAUUAGCCAAUAUCCUGUCUGGAAUGAUUCAGAAACCUUGGAAAUUUCCAGGUGGGGCAUGCCCCCGAACCCCCCUAGAACCUUGCGGUGCUCAUUCAGGAAAUCGGUCAGUAUUUGUCCUAGAUCUGCGCCUGGAACUCUCAUCAGGAUGGUCAAAAGGUGGCCUUGGCUGCGUAAUAGAAGUUUUGUUUAUUUAGGGACUUUUAUUACAGGCCACUUAAGAGAGGGUGGCCUCUUAAUAGGUGGCCAUAUACUGGAGGGUCAACUGUAGUUAAGAAAAAUAUAUUCGCUAUUGGGUAGAGUUGCAAAGUGAUAGAACCCAAUAGGGAAUAUAUAUUUUAAAAGCAGUAAAUUUUGCUGCCUGAAAGUCAGUUUUUAGUUAUCUUGGUUUAUCUUUUUUUUCUUUUAAUGAUUAUCAUUAAUUAGGUCUUUCAUGUGUAGUAAUAGAAAAUAUCUAUACCUCCCUCACAGAAUAGAUAGGCAUUUAUAAGAGAGAGGUGUUAAUUCUCAUUACUGCAAUAAGCUCAACAAAACUAAUAUGGUUUUUGGCAAAAAUAUCUCGAGAGUUUAAAAAUAGUGGAAUAUCUGCUCCAUCAAUUAAUGCGCUUAGGGUGUCUAGAGAUCCACAUCACUCUUUCAAAUCCCAACAUCAAUGUCAGUCAUAGGUCACGGUUACCAUCGUUAGUCUAUGCUUACUUUGAACUUGACAUUGAGCAAGACAAAAAACACAAAGCCUUGUUAAUCAGGCAAGAAACUGAAUGAAUUUGCUCCUUUUUGCCAAUCCCUACUAGUUAGGGUGUGUCUAUUAGACAGGGGGCGUUUAUUACAGAGGGGCAUCUAAUACUAUUUUAACAGCAUAGAGGGGGCGUUUCUUAGGUAAGAGGCGUUUAUCAGGUCAUUUACGGUGCACAAUUUCAACGUCAACUAGUUCAAACACAAUUUUUUUUAUUUUUUAUCGACGCAAUCAAACUAACUAUGAUAGAACAUUGGAGAACUGGCCAUUUUGGCUAACAAUACACGACUGUGUAACUGUGACAAAAGACGGAUCGAAACGCCACCAAUUACAUUAUGAGUCUUCAUAGCCAAUAACGACAGGGCUUAACUGACAGACGACCAAUAACAUCGCAACAUAAUUGACCAAUCAGGUCAAUAACCAGAGUAUAAUACCAUCAACUGACAUGAUACAACUCACUUUGACUCUGAAGGCUACUUCAUAGGUUGUCAAAAUGUCAGUCACUGUCAACAACAACAGUCCUAUUCAGGACUACGUUCAUUCGGACAAUCAAACUCUACCUACUUUUGAAUGAGUCCUGGGUUCAAACGUUCCACACAAUUUUUAUAUCUUAAUAGGAAAAUUGUGGAGAGAAUUGACAAGGACAAUGAUGGGAAGAUUACAGAAAAAGAACUGGAAGACUGGAUUGGAUUUACCCGAAUGCAAAACCAUUACGAUCAGGUAGACAAACGCUGGAAAGAUCUGAAACAACGAGAAAAGAACCUAGUUUCACGAAAGGACUUUCAUGGCGACAGAAAUGUUGAUCCAGAUGGGCCUGUAAGCUGGGAAAUUUAUAAGAUAAUUUCCUUUGGUAAAAACCCAGGUAAUAUUACUGGUAAUAUUUGUGUUUAUUUAAUGGCAACAUUCCUGAUAAGAUAAUUUAUUGGGCAAAUAAAUCAAGUUAUAAGUCCCAUAAAUAAAUAUCUUGGGUUUUACUGGAGGAAGAAAAAGUUAUAUUUCAAAACAGAGCCCUGCAUUUGGUGGUAUGCGAGACUAUACAGGAUUGUAUAGAAAAUUUUAGGUAAAAGGAGAAUGACAAAAAGUAGGCAGCAACUGAUAAGAUUGAAAAGCAUGUACAUUUUUCAUGGGGCACACCUGUGAUUAGGGGUAGGUACAGGAAGUGCCUCGCUCCCCUUUUGGGAAUAUUUUAUUUUGGGGCUUCCUGUAAAGUGCAUUACAGUCCAUAUUUCGAGCAGUAAGGAAAAAAAAUUUAGCUAUGAAAAUGACACCUUGAUUUAACCACAUUUGAACCAUGUUGGUUUUUAUAGAACAGCCAUUGCUUCUACAUGUAUCAUGUAAGAGCUCUGUUCCCAUGUACAUCAUAAUUGCCCACAGUUACUGAUCUUUCCAGCAGUCGUAGUAAACUAUUGAGUAAUAUUGUAAAUUUUGUUGACCUGUAGAAAAACAUUCAGAUCAUGUACGCCUACUUAAUCAAAUGAGCACAGAUGAACGUCGGUGGAAAAGAGCAGAUAUAAAUCAAGACAACAAACUAUCAAAGGAAGAAUAUGGUCCAUUUUAUCAGCCCUGGGAGCAUGAGCACAUGCAUGAUGUUGUUGCACAGGAAAACAUCGAAGGCAUGGAUAAAGACAGAGAUGGACGUGUGUCACUUCAAGAGUACCUAGGUUAAUAUUUUUUGUACUUUUAAGGUCUUAGGUAACCAAAAUACCAACAAAGGAGUACUUUUGAAAGUGGAAACGAUCCUCGCAGUUGAGUCAUUUCCACCAUUGGGUGUAUUAAGAACUCACUCUCCAGUUGGCUUGAUAUAGCUUAAUAGAUAUACAGAGCCGCUCAAAAGUAAGUUACCACCCUCUCUCAAGACGUAAAUCGCGUCAUGCAGGACACUAUUCUCAUAGUGUUUUGAAUCAUUGGUUGCCUUGUGGCCUCAGUCGGUGCACUUUCUAGCUUUCCAUUACAGUCAAACCUCCCGAACCUCCAGUUGCAACCACCUCUUGUAAGCAACCACCUAGCAUGAGGGACCACCAAUCCAAAACACCAAAAUUUUCCCAGUCAAAGCCUUAUAGUUGGAACCUCUGGUAAACGACCACCACCUGCAAGCGGCCACAGCCACUUUUUGGGCCUGACAGUGAAUGAUUUUCCAUUGUUUUUAACCUCUUGUAAGCGACCACCUUGCAUAUUCACUGAUAUCUAUUUUCGCUGUGUGUGCUAUGACAAAAUGGAACUACAUGUAUUCUAACGUAGACAUUGCAUGCAUUAAAUUGUCUUCCAUAAAGUAGAUGUGCCUAGACCUCUUCUCGGAAGAGACCACCGGUGGUUCGAUUUUUGUAAGCAACCACCUCCUGUAAGCGACCACUCAGUCUUUGCAUUUUGGGUGGUCACUUACGGGACGUUUGACUGUAUGAUGUGAUAAGGUCUAAAAAAAAAUGUUUCUUAAAUGUUUUAGAUGACAUGCAUUCAAAGCCAGAAAAGGAAAUGACAGAAGAAGAACUUGAGAAGAAGGAGAAUGAUAGAAAACAUUUUCAUUCAUACCGCGAUGCAAACAAAGAUGGCUACAUUGAUAGGGUAAGAAAUGACUCCCUUUUGUAAUUUUGAUAUCAACUAUCCACCCAUGAAACAAAAGGGAUGCUGUCACUUAGUUUGUGCAAUUUUCCAGACCUGGAAAAAGUCUGGAAACUGGAGAUUAAGUCUGGAAAAAUGGUUAAAAGUCUUGAGUUUUUUUUGAAGCGACAUCAAGUGCUUUAUAAGUGAAAUUUUGUUCAUUUUGGUCAAAUCUCUAAUUCAUUCUUGCCUGUAUAAGUGCAGUGCAUCAUGAAAAGGCUUUGUUCCUGCGGUUUUUAAAGGUCAUUAUUGAUCACCUAUUCGAUAACCUUAGUCUGGAAAAAGAAAUUAUUGCUUAUUAUUUUAAUGGAAAAAAGUCUGGAAAAAGUCUUGAAUUUUGGAUCCAAAACUCUGUUUGAAUGCUGUUUGUGUGAGGAAGCUAGAAGUGGUCUCAGAACUAGAAACAUAUUGCAUAAUGCAAAAUGUAACAAUCCUGUAUUAAAAGUUAAUGCUGUUAGUCAAUCAAAACCACAUAAUUCUGAUUAUCAGUUUGUGUAAAAAAAACAACGGUUAAUUAUUUAUUUUGAAACAGGAUGAAAUGAAGGAAUGGAUGUUUCCUACUUCCUACAACUAUCUCCAAGCAGAAGCCAGUCAUCUCAUUCAUCAUGCUGAUUCUAAUCAGGUGCAGUUUUACAUACAUUAUUUGAAUUAUUUAAACCCAUCAGGUGUCCUGUAUUCAUUAGUGAACUUACGCGACAGGAAGGAAGAGGAAAGAAGAUGGCAAACCUUGUGUGACAAGCGUGACAGUUUGAAAUAAUUUUUCACCAAACUUCACUCUCCUUUAAACAGUUCUUUUUGUAAAAGGCCAGAAUACAUUAAUGUUGGGUGAAGUUCGUGACGAAACACGCAAGUAAUAGCCUGUCACAUUAUUUUGUCAUGCACGAGUGUUUUGCUGUCCUCUUCCUCCAGCGUCAAUCCUAUGAGUGCCCAACAUCUAAUUCUUUUUGUAUCAACAUAAUGAUCAAACAUGUCAUCAUCAUCACCAAAAUGGUGGAGGAGGGCAAUGUCAGGUAGUGGACAAAACACCGACCCCCAGUCCAUGGACUACCCGUAUGGACUACCCUAAAAUGGACUACACCACUGUAGUUUAGUGAUCAGGGCUAGGAAACAGAGUAAAUGAGGCGUGAGGUCAGUUUUCCAAGUAUAAUGACCCUAAAUGGAGCUUGAUUCACUCAGUUUCCCUAACCCUUAUCUCUUAACUUCGAUCAGCAGCGUAGUCCAAAAAUAAACUGCAUGCCAAUCACGAGACUCAUUUGCGUACAAUAAAAGUCAUAACAAUUCUUAUCCCCAGUUUCCAUGGUCUCCACUAGGAACACCUGGGACCAUAGCCACUAUUAAAAUGAAACCCUUCCAUUUUCUGAGUCUUGCCUCCAAAGCAAGCGACACUAAAUACACACAAAUUUGCAUCUAGUGUUUAAUUGCAAAGUAACUACAUAAUUUAUUCAUUUACUAUACAUAUCUUAUGUUUCUGUAUUUCAGGAUAAGGUUUUGGCAAAGGAUGAAAUCCUGGACAAGUAUAGUCUUUUUGUGGGAAGCAGGGCCACUAAUUUUGGUGCAGAUCUGACACGACAUGAUGAGUUAUAAGAAGCAAAAGUGAAACAAAUUGUUGCCAUUUUUUAUGCAAGAUGUGUUCUUACAAGUGGUUUUGUAUGAGCAGUAUUUUUGUCAAAAUUAUACAGGUUUUAUUUCAUGGUUUAUAUUUUUAUACAGGUA
Molecule: messenger RNA, 19012 nt
Organism: Porites lobata
Lineage: Eukaryota; Metazoa; Cnidaria; Anthozoa; Scleractinia; Poritidae
Source: the annotation of a GenBank genome assembly